Molecule: messenger RNA, 1709 nt
Organism: Danio rerio (zebrafish)
Lineage: Eukaryota; Metazoa; Chordata; Actinopteri; Cypriniformes; Danionidae
Source: RefSeq, a predicted model, not a curated record
AAUCUGUGGGAGUGGUUAAUUCAGGUGCAUGUCGUCUGACAGGAUUUUACAAUAGCUCCGCCAUCUUCCAGCAGGUAUACUUUUUUCAUAACUCCGGAUUAGUGUAACACUGUCUGUGGGAGUGGCUAAUUCAGGUGCAUGUCGUCUGACAGGAGUUUCCAGCUGCCGCCACCAUCCUCCAGCAGGUUAAGAGGAUUUCUGUCUCAAACAUCCAGAAUUGUUAAAAAUGGCUAAAACAGGAGAGGUGCCAGAAAAUUUGUCUCUUGUUUGUUUAUCUGACCUUGUUCAUUCUCAUCCUGAAGAUGAUGUGCUUCUGUCAUGUUGUCUUGAUCCAGCAAUCAGUGCUCAUUCAAUGGAGAUCAAAUGGUGGCAUGAGAACCGUCUGGUCUGUCAUUAUGAAGAUGGUCAGAUGACAGGGAAUGUAGAUUAUGAGGGUGGAGCGAGUCUCUCAGCUGAAGAUCUACACACUGGAAAUGUGUCUUUAAUUCUCAGAAGCAUCACAAAAUCACAGAGAGGACUUUAUAGAUGUGAAGUCAUUCAUAGAUGGCAAACAAUAAGUAAACAUAUUUUUCUCCAGAUCAGCUCUGUAAACUUCAGUCUUGUGCUUCCUCCUAAACCUGUGUCUGUUUCAACCGGAAGAGACGUCACCUUAACUGUUCGUCUCUCACCGGAAACCAGUGCUAAAACCAUGAACAUUAGUUGGUUCAGAGGAACCGAGCUCAUUUAUCAGUUUAAUGGCAAGGAGCAGCCAAACAGUGCCUAUGAGAGCCGAGUGAGUCUGUCCGUCCUGCAGCUGAGGCGGGGAAAUGUGUCUCUUACUCUGAAAAAUGUUCAACAGUCUGAUUCAGGACGAUACACAUGCAGAGUCCUUCAUGAUGGAUGCCAGAUCACAGGAACAGUUGACCUUGAAGUGAGAGGCCUGAGCAGUAUAAUUGCUGGAAUUCCAUCCAUGAGUCACAGAAUUAGACUUAAAAGUAGUAUUGAUGAAGAUCGCCCCAUGAGGUCAUUCAGUGAUCCCAUUGUCGGUGACUUUGGUCACAGAAUUAGACUUAAAAGUAGUAUUGAUGAAGAUCGCCCCAUGAGUACAAGGGGGUAUCCUAGCUUUCUUCUAUCCUGUGACUCAGGUCUGAAUAAUAGUAUUAAUGGAGGUCGCCCCACACUGAGUGAUGAUGGCUUUCUUGGCUCCAGUGACUCAGUGUCUUCAGUGAGUGAUAUCAGAUUUCUUCAGCCCUAUCACACAGAUGAAGAUUAUCUGGAGUGGCAAGGGAAGAGAUUUUUUAGACAUAAGAGAAAGAUGGGGAAUAGCACUGAUUUCAUCAGAGACAUCUCCACAAUACCAAGAACCCCCUUGAAAAACAAUUAAACUCCCUCAAGAACAAGAGAGGGUUACUGAAGUUUCUCCUGGCUGUCCAAUCACAGGUAGAAGAAAGAGAGGACAGAUGUACUACAACAUAAGGUGUACUAUAUAAAGGGUGUCAAAAUUAAUUGUUUCUUUGGUGCAACGCAAUGUAGACGCAGUAUCAGUAUCGGUUCAGUAAUAAUAAUAACCAGUUAUCAUUUAUCUCAUAUGUGCUAUGUGGUGGUAGCUUACUAUGGUGAGGGAGGAGAGCAUGUGUUAUUUAAAAACUCCAACUACUUAAAAUCACAGAAACUGCACAAUUUGUGUGUGUUUGCUAGACAGCCUUUCACUAACACUUACAGCAAAAGCC